Acipenser ruthenus (sterlet) is the source of this 2701-nucleotide messenger RNA. RefSeq names its product gamma-secretase subunit APH-1A-like. The transcript has 7 exons. Lineage: Eukaryota; Metazoa; Chordata; Actinopteri; Acipenseriformes; Acipenseridae. The record is from RefSeq and is a predicted model, not a curated record. Gene Ontology annotation, molecular function: protein-macromolecule adaptor activity. The coding region runs from base 119 to 916 and encodes 265 amino acids. Gene Ontology annotation, cellular component: gamma-secretase complex; endoplasmic reticulum; membrane. Gene Ontology annotation, biological process: Notch signaling pathway; protein processing; Notch receptor processing.
AGAAAUCUGCAAACAUGCCGAAAGAGGAAGGGUAAAACGCGUCUCGUUGUUGUUGUUUUUUGUUGAUUUUGGAUUAUUUUGUUGAAGUUUUGCACGGAAGGCUCUUCGGGUACGGACAAUGGGGCUGGCGGUGUUUUUCGGCUGUGCUUUCAUUGCGUUUGGCCCGGCUUUUGCGUUGUUUACACUGACGGUAGCGGUCGAUCCGUUGAGAAUCAUAAUACUCGUUGCAGGGUCGUUCUUCUGGCUGGUGUCUGUGCUGCUGGGCUCUCUCGUGUGGUUUGUCGGGGUGCAGCUCAGUGAUCGUGGAAACCCCAGUCUCCAGUCCGGGCUGCUUGUUUUUGGGGCGGCCGUGUCGGUGCUGCUGCAGGAGGCCUUCCGCUUCGCCAACUACAAGCUGCUCAAGAAGGCUGAUCAAGGGCUAGCAUCUAUCAGUGAGGACGGCAGGUCUCCCAUCUCUCUCCAGCAGAUGGCGUACGUGUCGGGGCUGGCGUUCGGGCUGAUCAGCGGUGCCUUCUCCGGGGUUAACAUCCUGACGGACUCGCUGGGUCCCGGGAUCGUGGGGAUACACGGAGACUCCCCCCACUUCUUCAUCACCUCCGCUUUCCUCACGAUGGCGCUGGUGCUGCUGCACACUUUCUGGGGGGUGAUUUUCUUCGACGCGUGCGAGCGGGGGAAGUGGCUGGCUGGUAUGGGAGUGGUGGUCUCCCACCUCGUCACCUCAGCACUGACCUUCCUGUGCCCCUGGUAUGAGACGAGUCUCGUCCCCAUCUACCUCCUCACCGCGGGCACGGCCGCGUGGGCCUUCAGCACGGCUGGGGGGUCCGUCGGCACCCUGCAGCGCUGCUUUACCUGCAAACAGAAAAUUGACGAUCGCGUGGUGGUCUAUUCAGCUCUCCAGGCCCCCUCGGAGGACUAAGAAAGUGCCUGUCCAGUUCAUACAGGCAAUUGAGACAGGCAGCACUGCAGAGGACAAGGCCACCAACAAACCAGGGAUGGGAAUCAGACUCCCUGCUGCACAGCGGUGUGAUCCAGUCCUGGUUUCACUAGGAGUUUAAUAAUCACACACACCUGAGCUUGUUACCUAGACACACUGGGGCUGAUCAAGCUGAUAGCAGUAAAACCUGGACUGGAUCACACUGCUGUGCAACAGGAGUCUGAUUCCCAUCCCUGCAAAAUGGACGAAGUAGAACUAUCGCAACUAUUCCUGAUCUGGCCACCAGAGGGAGCCGUGCUGCACAUUAUAAUGGACAGAGGCGAGGUGCUGGUACAGAGAAAACACAAAACAGAAACACUUCUGUGAUAAAAUCGGACAAAACGAAAGACGUCGCAGAGAGAGAGAGAAUGCGGUCGUAUACAUUUUGUCUCGUUUUAUUUCUCGUUUUUCAAGUGUCGAUUUGUUUGGGGGGGGGGGGAGUCAUUUCCAAGGGCGUUUUACUGCGGUGGUUUCGCUUGUGAACGAAAAUAAAGAGUUUUGAGUCCAGAGAGAGACGUGGUUGAGAGAAACUGGAACGUUUUCGAUUUAAAUGUAUAUUUUUACGGGUCCUGUUUUGUAAAAUGUGAACAAUUGAUUAUCAAUGAUAUUGGGACGUUUCGGACUUCGAGUCCUUUAGCUGGAUGAAAAAAAAAAAAAAAGACACUUCAAAGACAAGUCGCUUCACCUCCUUGUGCUCCGUCCUUCAGAUGAGACGUCAAACAAACGAGCUCCUAUUGGAAGUGACUCUGCAGCAGCAGCAGCAGCAGUUGAUGAUGAAGCAGAGUUCACCCUCCUAGUCUCUGUAAGUCGCUUUGGAUAAAAGCGUCUGCUGAAUGACUCAGGUGUUCAGCUUAAGAAAACAAAGUAGGUGGGUAUUUGUUUAAUGUAAAUAUAUAAUAAUGAUGAUAACUUCUUAAAGGAAGGUUACAGCGAGGCACAGACCCCCAGAUAUAUCCAGGUAUUUCAAGUCUUCCUUAUGAAUAAAGCAGGGAUGGGAAUCAGACUCCUGCUGCACAGCGGUGUGAUCCAGUCCUGGUUUCACUAGGAGUUUAAUAAUCAGACACACCUCAGCUUGUUAGCUAGACACACUGGGGGCUGAUCAAGCUGGUAGCAGUAAAACCUGGACUGGGUGACACUGCUGUGCAAUAGGAGUCUCAUUCCCAGCCCUGCAAAAUCCAGUUUGAUAUUCCUGUAACUGUUCUGGACUGUUGGCGGGUUUCGUUAAGAACAGUAAAGAACAGGUUUCAGGAAUAGCAAACUUGAUUUUAUUAAUUAAAAACUAGACUUUGAAAACACAAUUCCCGAGUUUAAGCUGUGUGGAUAGAGCUCUGUGUUAUAAGAUUAUAUUAAUAAGACACGCCAUAAAUAUGAUAUGUGUUGUAUAACAUAUGAGUAAAUAGAUUCAAAUAUUAUUAUUAAUAAUAUUAUUAUUAUUUACUGUUUUGCAGUGUUUGGGUUCUGAUGAUUCAAUAUUGGAUCAAAGAAAAUCAAAAAAAUAAACUACAAAUCUCACUUUGAUAAAUAAUCUGUCUUUCAAAGAAAGAAAGAAAGAAACUACUACUGAGCAUCAAGGGGUCGUGCGCUGCGUCUGCGGGCAUUAAAUAGAAAGUUAUGAUUUUGUAAAUAUGAAGUAAACGGAUGUAUGUUUUGUAAGCCGUCAUGUAAACAAAACAAAGUUACAGUAGAUGCUAUUAAAGACUUUAUUUGUGUGCGUUUGUUUCACUAGAA